Molecule: messenger RNA, 3904 nt
Organism: Gasterosteus aculeatus aculeatus (three-spined stickleback)
Lineage: Eukaryota; Metazoa; Chordata; Actinopteri; Perciformes; Gasterosteidae
Gene: gmeb2
Product: glucocorticoid modulatory element binding protein 2
Biological process (GO): regulation of transcription by RNA polymerase II
Cellular component (GO): nucleus
Molecular function (GO): RNA polymerase II cis-regulatory region sequence-specific DNA binding
Source: RefSeq, a predicted model, not a curated record
GUCGAGGUAGGACGAGAGAAGGGAGAGAGCAGAGCAGUGAUGACUUCAGUGUGGAACAAAAUAGUUCCCUUCAGGUGCAUCCUGUGGGAUAAUUGCAUGGAAAACUGUGCCAACGUGAACUCUAUCACUUUUAUUAGGUUUGUAUUAUUAUUUUUAUCCUUUUAACCAAUAUUGUUAUUGUCUUUAUUUUUUAUUUCAUUAUAUGUGAGCACUGGGACCCCUGGGGCUGUAUACUGAGUCCCCUGCUGUACACCCUCUUCACAUAGAAAAACACCAGUAUCAUCAAGUUUGCAGAUGAUACUGCGGUUAUUGAAUGAUUUUACAGGAGUACGGUCGAAAGCGUCCUUACCACAUCAAUCACACUGCAGCGCUUGGGACAGGAAGGCCAUCCAGCGUGUCAUAAAAACAGCAUAGCUCAUCUUAGGAGCUGCCUCCCCCUCACUACAGGACAUUUACUCCACCAGGGUCACCAGGACAGCCCACAGCAUCAUCAAGGACAGAACAAACCGCAAAUAUUUACUCAAUAAAUCCUGCGUUCAUUGAAUUGCAUGUUUUGUAGAAACUAUUUGGAGAACAUCUAAUGUAUUACCUCAUUCCAAUGCUGGUGUCUAGGAUUUUCCACUUGUGGACGCUUUUGAGCCAUUGCAGCGUUUAGCAACAUUUACAGAAGUUACUACACACAAGAUCAUUUUGCAGAAAUAUUGCAGAAAUUUUAUUAAAUGCAGGUUUCACAAAUAAUGCAGACAUGGGUCAAAUUCAUGAUCAUUAUUAGGGUUGUGAAUAUUUAGGUAAUGCCUUGAUGAUUCAUUUUGCAGGUGCAUUUUUUUGAUACUCUCUAACGUGUGUUUAUUACUGUAAAACAAGGCAGCGGACACACAUAUGACUCCACACGAUGGCGCUAGCAAAAGACUGCUGACACUCGCUGCUGCUAAAAUGCAAAGAAGAAGAAGAAGAGAAAGGCUGUUAUGAGCUGCUUCAAACAAACCCAAAGAAGAAGGAAUAAUAUGGAGUAGUCUUGAGAGGAUAAAAUCUAAUGAAUUACAAGAUUGGUCCACAAACAUCUCAAAGAACUGCGCGUUGGUGUAUUGUUAGGACUAUGAAGGAAACAUCCGCUAUGAAUCUAUUCACUGCACUCUUCCUUCGGCUAACACGGAGCUAACGUUAGCUAGCAACCGGCCGGUGGGGGCUAACGGUCACAUCCCCGAAUCGAUCCCCCGCGAGACGAGGCGACGUUCAUCAACUAGCGAACGGUUGGUUUUAACCAAGACCACGAGGUUUUCUCUCUGCCUGUCAUGAAGCUCCACCCGUUCCCUAUGGCGUCGUCUGAGGUCACCAUGCAGGACGUGAGCGAGGUGGUGAUCGUCACCAUACCGGAGACGGUAGGCGAGGACCUCCCCUCCGUGGUGGAGGAGGACAAGGUGGUGCUGGUGACUGAGGACCUGACCCCUCAGCCAGGGGAGGACGUAGUCUCUGUUGAACCCGGAGAGUCGGAAGCGGAGGCUGGUGAAACAGAUUCACCGUCGCUUGAAGAGGCCAUCAUUGUGAAGCUGAGCGAGGAGGUAGACGUGGACGUGGAGACCGAUGUCUUCUACCCGAUUACCUGCGGGGACGUUAAAGCCACUCUGGUGUGGAAUAAGUUUGUCUGCCCUGGGAUCAAUGUGAAAUGCGUACAGUUCAAUGAGCAACUCAUCAGCCCAAAGGAAUUUGUAUGCUUAGCGGGGAAAUCCACUCUGAAGGACUGGAAGAGAGCCAUCCGACUCAACAGCACCAUGCUAAGAAAGAUCAUGGACUCUGGUGAGCUAGACUUCUAUCAGCACACCAAGGUGUGCUCCAACACGUGCCGCAGCACCAAGAUCGACCUGGUGGGGACCAAAGUGUCCGUUGGCGGGGAUCAGCCCACCGAGCUGCUUCCUGCCACCCCCUCACCGGCCGACUUGAAUGGAGCAGUGGUCUCGUUCCCGGACAUGGCGGAGGAAACCUCAGAGUGGGUCACAGCCAUCGGAGAGGACUCUGUGGCGUUCUGGCGAGCGGUGAAGGAAGCUGGACUACUGGAGGAGGUGGUGGAAGACUUCCAGAAGGAGCUGCAGGAGGUGCUGAAGGGGUUACAGGAGAGAGUGUGUGACCCACCACUUCAGGUCAAAGAUGCUGUUUUGCUGAACAACAUAGUACAGAACUUCGGGAUGUUGGACCUAGUGAAGAAGGUGUUAGCCAGUCACAAGAGCCAGAUGGACCGCUACAGAGAGCAGUACACUCGCAGCCUGGCCGCUCUGGAGCAGCAGUGCGACGAGCACAGGAAGCGGGCCAAGGAGCUGAAGAGCAAAUCCCAGCACCUCAACAACGUCCUGAUGACCCUCGCCCCGGUGCCCGCGCCCCCGGCGUUGAAGCGCCCACGACUGACCCGCGCCGUCUCCGGACCGGCUUCGGUGGGCGCCAGCCCCACCCAGAUCACCCUGCCGCUCGGCCAGUUGACGGGCCUGCCGCUCAGCAAGGUCCUGACCGUGGCAGGGGCCCAGGCCGGUGCCAACCUGGCCGGGUACACCUUCCUGACCUCCUCACUCUCCGGGGCUGAGCUGGGGUCCGACGGCUCCAACGUGACCGUGCUGUCAGCCACGGCGGGUCAGGAGGGUGGCGGCUUUGUCAAGGUGGUCGGCCCCCAGUUCCAGCUGGUGACGCUGCAGGCCGCACUGCAGAGCCUGGCCGCCACGCAGCAGCAGGUUGGCAGCCUCAGUGUGCUGGAUGCCACGGCAACCGCUGCAAAUGAGUCGCAAGAGGAAGGAGAGGCAGACGGGGAGGAGGAGAGUCAGCCAGAGCAGGAGGACGGGGAGCAGUGAGGAGACGGUUCCCCUCCCACCUAGUUAUUGCCUUCCAUUUCAAUAUUUUGGACGCGGGACUGAAUGUCCGAUAUAUUGUGCACAUUUUGACUUUUAACAGAUCGGCUCAAGCGCGCUCUUCUUUUGUCAUUGAACACACAAGCCUUCCUUGUAGAAUUUUCACAAUGCCUAAAUUGAUAUGGUGGCAAUGGUGUGAUGUGACUGUAAAUAUUUAUUGGUAACUAAUAUAUUUGAUACAGCUGUUUCUGUAGGGAUGGAUUCCAUAUAGGCUGGAAACAACCCAGUGUUGUUUAGUUUGAUAAUAAACUGUGUUUUCAAGAACAAAUGGUAUGUCACUACAUGUUGAAUGUCCUUUAGUGGCCAACAAGGUCGUACAUUUUAAAGCUUUUUUCCCCACAAAGAAAAUCACAAUUCAAGGUCAACUUACUGUCUUUUUUCAGAUGUCUUUAUCAAAACCGCUCAGUUGUCAUGGAAGCAUUAGCAGCUGUGGUCACAUGACCACUAUUACUAGAUUCUAAAUGUGUUGAAUAUGGGACCAAUGUCUCAUACCGUAACAUGGUAUUUUAUAUUAAGUGACAUUGACCAUUGGACAUAUAUUUAUAGAUAUAUCCCGACAAUAUAUUUAUGUAGACAAAUAUAUAACCUACACAAACAAGCAUUAGCCUUGUGAGAUAUAUAUAUCCAACUAGUUCUGUUUAAUAUCCUCUUAUUGUAGGUCAGCUGCCAUGUAAUUUUGUGACAUUGAUGUAAAUAGGUAAUAAUGCAGCAGAAAUGUGAGACCUAUCGUGCAGCUUAUAUUGUACUGUUUUCAUGGAUCGAAACCAACGAACCACGUCCUUGAAUAGUGAACCAGCUCCUAGUUUAGUAACGCUCUUUGUCGCUAGGUGGCGCCACAACCUUACGGUUUGUUCAUGUUUCUUCACAUUAGUUGUGCCUCUUGGAUCAUAUGCUCACAUUAAUUGAUUUCCUUUAUAAUAAUAAUAAUAAUAAGGGCCACGUACACUUACUGUCUUCGUACAUCGAUUGAGAUCACCUUUUUUGCAAAUGUAAAUAAUUAAACCAUUUUCAUGUUG